Protopterus annectens (West African lungfish) is the source of this 6449-nucleotide messenger RNA. It is a transcript of the gene HAS3, whose product is annotated as hyaluronan synthase 3. Bases 479 to 2248 code for a protein of 589 amino acids. Gene Ontology annotation, molecular function: hyaluronan synthase activity. Gene Ontology annotation, biological process: extracellular matrix assembly; hyaluronan biosynthetic process. The record is from RefSeq and is a predicted model, not a curated record. The transcript has 4 exons. Lineage: Eukaryota; Metazoa; Chordata; Ceratodontiformes; Protopteridae.
GUGUGACUCUAUAUAUUUACAGCCGCGGCUGCCUUGGCAGAAAGGACUCCUGAACAGGGGGACACGGUCAUUAAAGGUGGCAGGUAAAGCGCAAGGACCGUAAUACGCUUAUAAACAUUGGUGGUAGCACUAAAUUUAAGGAUUGAACAUAGUAGUCCCUGGGCACCGGCUACUGUCACUUGCCAGCUUUUCUGACCGACCUUGUCCUAGACAGGAGCUAAGUGCCCGGAGCGGGAUCGUAAACCUGCAGGGAUCUAACUGCACUCUCAAGUAUCAGAACUUAGCAACCUAUGCUUUGGGACUGAUUAUCCAAACUCAGCCUUAUGGCUGGACUCUACCUGUAAGUAUCCAGAACACAGAAUCUUGUCACACCUGUGACCAAACACGGUCCUAUAGCCACUCCACUACACCUGGAGGGAUAAAGCAGCGGCGAUUUGCACACCUAGCUGUAGGACAGCACACGAAACCAUCGUAAGUCAUGGCAUACCAACCGGUACUUACAGCAUUCGGACCUCUGCAGGACCAGAACCCACCACCUCAAAGUCGCGUGAAUGAAAAACAGGAGAACAACCCCGACAGAGUCACCAGCAGCAAGAUGCCAGGGAGUGUUGUCACAGCUCUUCGUGUUGUGGGCACCACCUUGUUUGCUCUUGUGGUGUUAGGAAGCAUCUUGGCAGCAUAUGUUACUGGUUACCAGUUCAUUCACACUGAAAAACACUACCUCUCAUUUGGGCUUUAUGGUGCCAUACUGGGACUGCAUCUGCUCAUCCAGACCCUUUUUGCCUUCCUUGAACACCGACAGAUGCGAAAAAAUGGUGCUGCUGUAAAGAUGAACAAAUCUGUUGCCCUGUGCAUUGCUGCCUACCAGGAAGACCCUGAUUACCUAAAAAAAUGUCUGCACUCUGUAAAACGAAUCUCCUACCCUGAUCUGACUGUUGUGAUGGUUAUUGAUGGGAACAGCCAGGAAGACAUGUACAUGCUGGAAAUAUUUAAUGAAGUCAUGGGUUCAGAGCACACAGGCUCUUAUAUUUGGAAAAACAAUUACCAUGCAGUGCUGGAAGGUGAGACUGAACGAUCACAGAAAGAGAGUGAGCAAUGUGUCCGCAAUGUCAUUACCAGCAAUAGGUUUUCUUGCAUCAUGCAGAAAUGGGGUGGGAAGCGAGAGGUGAUGUACACAGCCUUCAAGUCUCUGGCAAAUACCGUGGACUUUAUACAGGUAUGUGACUCAGACACUGUCCUGGAUCCAGGUUGUACUCUAGAGAUGCUCAGAAUUCUGCAGGAAGACCCAAAGGUUGGAGCUGUCGGAGGAGAUGUGCAGAUCCUGAAUAAGUACGACUCGUGGCUGUCCUUCCUUAGCAGUGUUCGUUACUGGAUGGCCUUCAAUGUUGAACGAGCUUGCCAGUCCUACUUUGGCUGUGUCCAGUGCAUCAGUGGACCCCUAGGGAUGUAUCGCAACUGCCUUCUGCAGCAAUUCCUGGAAGACUGGUACAAUCAAACAUUCCUGGGUAGUAAGUGCAGCUUUGGUGAUGACCGCCACCUCACCAACCGUGUUCUAAGCCUGGGCUACCGGACCAAAUACACCGCCCGAUCAAAGUGCAUGACAGAGACACCAACCAGGUACUGCCGGUGGCUGAAUCAGCAGACACGCUGGAGCAAGUCAUAUUUCCGGGAAUGGCUGUAUAACGCUUUAUGGUUCCACAAGCACCACCUCUGGAUGACGUACGAGUCAGUAGUAACUGGCUUUUUUCCCUUUUUCUUGAUAGCUACAGUCAUCCAACUGUUUUACAGAGGAAGGAUCUGGAACAUCUUGCUCUUCCUGCUUACAGUGCAGCUUGUUGGGAUGCUGAAAGCCACAUAUGCCUGCUUCCUGCGUGGGAAUGUCAUCAUGAUUUUCAUGUCAUUGUACUCUCUCCUCUACAUGUCCAGUCUUUUGCCUGCAAAAGUAUUUGCCCUUGUCACCAUCAACAAGGGUGGUUGGGGAACAUCUGGACGUAAAAAAAUUGUAGUAAACCUAAUUGGCCUUAUCCCAGUCUCAAUCUGGUUUGCCAUUCUACUAGGUGGUAUGGUUUACACCAUAUACUGGCAGACCCAGGACCCCUUCACAGAGACUGAGACGGCAUUCCUUGUCGCUGGUGCUAUUCUGUAUGGCUGUUACUGGGCUGUACUCAUCGCAUUGUACUUUGCAAUAAUUGCUAGACACUGUGGAAAAAGACAGGAGCAGUACAGUCUGCCCUAUGCUGAGGCAUGACUGACAGUCUGACUAAAGUGACACUGUAGUUCAUAAGGAUAAAGUUGUCGGAGCUACUAUAAAUAUCACCAGCUUAGAAAUGUGGUCAGGAAAUAGAAGCAACUGUGACCUGAGAAGGACAACUGACUUUUCUUUCAUUCCUGGGAAACAAAUUAUGAAUGCAAAGUUUGUAUAUACUGUGAGGAGCUGAUGGGACUCUGCUCCCAGGAGCACUGUUAUUUGCAUGUUAGAGUGGCAAUGAUAAGUUAGUAUUUAAAGAGCCAAACAUAAGUGGUUGAAUGUUGUGAAAGAUUACUGCAUAGGAAUCCACACACAAAUAUAUAGAGACAUUAUGGGAGGCUUGACUCGGACACAAUUUUUAUUAACAUUUGGGGAUAAUUUUGAUUGACUCAGCUAUGCUUUGAGGUACAGCUGCAGCACUGUAGUGACCAUUGUCACCCAUUUCUCCAACAAUGGAACGCACUAAAUAUAUACCUGUUUUACAGUUUUUACUAGGAAAGGAUCUAAUGGGCAUUUGUGAAGUUUAAUGUUCCACAUACUGUGUUCUGUACAUACUCUGACAUUUUGUUUUUGUUUGGUAGUGUCACCUUAUCUAUUAAGUUAAACAUUUAAUAUAUCUGUGGCCCAUGUGUAGCAUGACCUCAGGUCACUACAGUGCUUUUUUGAUGGGGAGGGGAGUUGACAGAGCACUGGACCACAGUCUUCAUUCCAUGCAUAAAAUGUUGGGCUAGUGCUCAGUAUGGAGAACAUGCUUGGGGGAUGCAAGAGGGGUACUAUCACAUAAACAUUUAGGAAUCUUCCAGAACAUCUCAACACAAGUCAUCACUGCAUGCCCCACAUCUAUUUAAAGGGGAUCCUGAAAUGAAAGACACCUUUCUGAGAAGAUUACCACCCCCACCCCAGAUCUAGUUUCUAUUAUACCAGUUCCCUAUUCAUCCCUAGCGACAUCAAGCAAUCAAGUAAUUCAGCAUAUGUUCUGAGCAAUUAGGAGGUAAGUCUGGGCUUCAUGGGCAGAAGACUUUGCAGGACAGUCCCCAUUAAAAAUAACAGAAAAAAAAACUGACAUCACAGAAAGCCUUCUGAAAAAAAAUAUGCAUUUCUUACUCUGCUGUUAUCUGAUAAAAUGUGACUGUUUUUUUAAAGAUUGUCAAACCAUGCUGAAGUAUUAAACUGGAAAAAGUUUUAUUUUUAAAAAGCAACAUCUGACUUUUUCAGUUUCAAGCCACUCUACUAUAGAACAAAAGCUUCCAUUAGUGCAUUUUAUAAGAUUUAUGCUCAGUGGAACUGGCAUGCUCUGAGCAUUUAAUCAGGUUUUGGAGGUGGUGUAGCAUUUUUAUUCCACUACAGAAUGCUUUUUUUUUUUUUUUUUUUUUUUUGGCUGGGAGCAGUACUGCCCUCCCUUAGUCUACAGCGUUCUGAAAGGGUUUGUAUACAUGAGACCAGUAAGCAUCUAGACCAGUCAUUAUGGCAUUAGGACAUGUUAGCCAAAAGCUAUUUUUCAAAAUCUGAUGCUAUUAUUAUACUGCUUGACCAACAAAGGGCCCCUGGGGGAUGUCUGUAGCUGCCCGGACCCUGCUAUUGUCUAUCCCCACCAGUAAUCCUCACUAAGCCUCAUACUCAUCAACAGGGUUCUUGACAUACCUCAUAUCUGACUUAUAAAAUGGUCUCCAUUUUAUUCCAUACCUCACACUAAGGAAUGAAGCACAUACUUGGAGAACGACAGAAGUUGAUAAUAUCAAAAAUAAGGCAGAAGAUAACACUGUCAUAUGCUUAUAAUGUUUUCUGUGCUUUCUGCACAAAAUCACAAAAUGAAAAGAGGUAAAAGUGUAUGAAGUUUGUUUAGGGGUUUGUAGAACAUGAAUGCCAACAGGGCUAAAUAUAUUAGAAUUAUCCAAAGAGAUAUUCAUGUGAAACGUAUGUACUGAAAUAGCCAUGUAUAACUUGCAUAAUAUUCAGAUAUUUUUUAAUGCUUUUUCCCCCAUGCCUGCAGACCAAGGCUCCCUAGUCUGACUGACUUGAGCUUUACUUGCAGAGUCAUCAGGGAGGGGGACGUCAUUCAGGCAGCCAUGAGGGUUGCUUUCAUCCUCUCCAGCAUCCUGGCAAUGAAGACUUGUUUGCUUUUUAAUGGCCUAACCACUUCACUGGUUUGGGCAGGCAAACUGUAUCACACUGGGAGUAAGUACACUUUCCUACACAACUGCAACUCCUCUACACUUUGUUGGUGAAGGUUACUGCCAAUCAGCAGCUUUGUGAACCACUCACACACACCCCUCAGGUAAUGAGCCCGCCUUCUUCAACUUGCAGCCAGUUCUGCGUUCACCCCUCUAGGAUAGGCACUCCCAUCCCUCCUGUCAGCAUCAUCAAUCACGUGAGCCACCAAUCACACUUUGAUAGCCUGUGACAUGUAACCCAAAAAAAAAAACAUAAAAAAAGGAAAAUGAGCAGCAUGAAACAGCACGAAACACAGCAACCACUCAGUGACACUCGCUGGGACCAUUAAAGGCAGACAGUUCCAGCUAACACACUGAAGACUUCUCAGUAAAAUGAAAUGAUUUAUUCUGGUACAAAAUCAACAGGUCCACAGAUUAAGCACUUUCAUUCCUCACAAGGGAACUUCUUCAGAAUAACUACUUAUACAUUCUCUGAGAGUUUAAUUGACAUAAUUAUUUAAUUAAUUCUUAAUUAACAUUAAAAAAGCACUCUUUAAAAAACUGCACUUAAUAUAAAAAAUACACACUGCUUUCUCAGCAUAAGAACAAAUGUACUUUAAGAGGUAAUUAUGUAAAAUCAGCCAUACUACAAUACCAAAGCCCUCCUUUUGAGAGCAGGAACUAAGGAAAUAUAUUCAUUUAGACCUGGUGGGGUACCAGCAUCUAAAUUCAGCUGCCACAUCAAUUCUUUAUAUUCAAGAGCAGUCUCCCAGUCACCUCCCCUUUCUGGAAGGUUUACUUUUUCUAACACCUAAAACUUAAACUUAGCUUGCUUAUAGGAUAAGGUGUGUUUAAAUAAGGCCGUUGUUUCUUUUUGCUUGUUAAUUUCAUAAGAAUGCUCAUAUAUUUGUUGUUUCAACUUUCUCUCGGUUUUCCCUGUGUAGUAUGAUGGACAUCAUGUGCAAUAAGCUACGUAUACAACCUCUGUUGUAUUACAGUUGUAAUAUCCUUUCCCUAUUAAUGUUCUCAAACUGUCACCAUCACAUAUGUCUUCCUUGUUUUCUAUAUAUACACACGGGGCACAAGCCCCACAUUUGUACCAUAUUUAUUUUUCCUCGAUUUUUGAUCUAUCCCACUUUCAAAAAUGUUUUUCUAAGUUAGCAUCCCUUUUGUAUCCAAAUUUUAAAGUCCUAGCAAACACAUCCAGAUAGUUAGGCAUUCUGGAAAAUAAUUCCCAGAAUUUUAUAAUGGUUUCUUUUACUUUCUUAGCAUCUAGGUGGUACUCAGUAGCCAUAAAUACCUCUCCCUUACUACCCAUGUGUUCUAUUUGAAAAUCAUAUUGUGGAACUACUUGCAAAUCAGUAUUAUAUCCUAAGAUAGGGAUGUAGUUUUCACCCCAAUUAGUCAAAAUUUCCUCCUUUGUUACUUAAUUAAAUUCAGUGGGUAUCCCCUCUCAAUAAAUAGUUGUUUGAUUUAAUUCAUCUCCUUGAUUAAAUCCUCCAUAUUAGUGGUCAUGCGUGCCACUCUCACCAUCUGCCCCUAUAUUUUGUUCUUUUUUUGCAUGAAGGGGUGCCCACUCUGGAAAUGUAAAUAUAAAUUGGAAAAAAAUUUCCUUGCGAUACAGGGUAGAAAUAUACUUGUUCUUAUAUCUAUCCUUUCUGAUUUUGACAUCCAAGUAAUGAAUGUCCUCUGUACCUACAUUGUGAGUAAAGCAAAGAAAACUGGUAGUUAACGUAAGAGAUAAAGUUCUCUAUAUUAUCCAUUGGCCCCUCCAAGCAAUAAAAAUAACGCCCAGAAAAUGGAAGUAGCAUCUAAUGUUGUCUAAAUACGUAUUUGUAUUAAAAACAAAAUGCGUUUUCCAAUACAAAAGAACAAUAUUGGCGUAUGCAGGGGCGUAGGAUGUCCCCAUAGCUACACAGUCUGUUUGCCUGUAAUAUGCUCCCUAGAAAAAGUUAUUUUUUAAUACUAUGUCCAUAUUUUCUAUGAUUAUUCUAAACUCCUAAUGGGAUAGGAAUUCAGAAUCUAUCAAAACCUCCUCAAACCAACACAUA